Molecule: messenger RNA, 1199 nt
Organism: Phalaenopsis equestris
Lineage: Eukaryota; Viridiplantae; Streptophyta; Magnoliopsida; Asparagales; Orchidaceae
Product: 40S ribosomal protein SA-like
Biological process (GO): ribosomal small subunit assembly; cytoplasmic translation
Cellular component (GO): 90S preribosome; ribosome; cytosolic small ribosomal subunit
Molecular function (GO): structural constituent of ribosome
Source: RefSeq, a predicted model, not a curated record
AAAACAAUCUUUCAGCAUUCUAAUCUGAGGGCGCCGUUCACAAUUCUCCUAACCCUAACUUCAGAUCAAGUUCUUCAGACAUGGCGACGAGGGUGCUCUCUCAGAAGGAGCAGGACAUUCAAAUGAUGUUGGCUGCGCACGUGCACCUAGGAACCAAAAAUUGCGACUACCAGAUGGAGCGCUACGUAUACAAGCGAAGGAGUGACGGGAUAUACAUAAUUAAUCUUGGAAAAUCUUGAACUUGGGAAAAGAUACAACUUGCGGCUAGAGUAAUUGUUGCCAUUGAGAACCCCCAGGACAUAAUCGUUCAAUCUGCUAGACCUUAUGGUCAAAGAGCUGUCUUGAAGUUUGCGCAGUACACUGGUGCUCACCCUAUUGCUGGGAGGCACACGCCUGGAACCUUUACUAACCAGCUCCAAACAUCCUUUAGUGAGCCCCGUCUGCUUAUUCUGACUGAUCCAAGGACUGAUCACCAGCCAAUUAAGGAAUCUGCUCUUGGAAACAUUCCAACAAUUGCCUUCUGUGAUACUGAUUCACCAAUGCGAUUUGUUGACAUUGGAAUUCCGGCUAAUAACAAGGGAAAACACAGUAUAGGUUGUCUCUUCUGGUUGCUGGCAAGGAUGGUCCUUCAGAUGAGGAAUACUAUUGCUCCGGGCCACAAGUGGGAUGUUAUGGUUGAUCUCUUCUUUCACAGAGAUCCUGAGGAAGCCAAGGAGCAGCAGGAAGAAGGGGAGGCUCCUGUUGCCCCUGAGUAUGCUGCUAUAGCUGAAUAUGGUGGCAUUUUACCUUCUGAACAAUGGCCUACCGAUUUGCAAAUGCCUGAUGUGGGAGCCACGGGCUUGGUUGCACCUGGUGGUGCCGAAUGGGCCUCUCCUCAAGCACCUGCUGAAUGGGAUGGCGCCGCGGCUCCAAAUGCAGACAAUGAUUUGCCUCCUGCUGGUGUUGUGCCUCCCACUGGUUGGGAUCCAGUCUCAGUCCCUUCCACUGGCUGGGAUUAAUAAAUUUUGAUGUUUUAGUCCAGUUUAUCAAAUUUGCUUGAUGUAUGAAUCAUCAUGGAACGGUAAGAUGUGUUUCAGUAGUGACUUUUUUUAUUGCAUGUUUCUCCAUAUUUGAAAUUUUUUGUUUUUAGAGAUAACAACUAUAAUGGAAGAUGUUAUAUGGCUGAAUAUAUUUAAUUUGAGAGAGUUGUUUCCCCAGCA